CGUAUACAGUCAAAAUUUUACAUAUCCUAAAGAUGCAAGCAAUAAAUAAUUGUCCUGAUCGUACCAACCAUCUAAAAAAAUGGAAGCAAACAACGACUUUUCUUUCAGAAACUUUCCAGUGUCUAUAUGAACUUUUCGGAACUUCCACGGCCUUCUUCUGCUGUUUGUUCCAACAAAUCACAACCAUGACAAACCUCAAAAUCACCAAAAAACAUCACAUGCAUCUCAACAAUCCUUUCCCUUCACCUCCAACUUCAUUUCCUUUACUUCAGGGGGACCUCUCUGCAAAUUUUCAAACACUUCCUCCCUACAAAGCCUUCUCAAUCGGACGUGAUUUUCAGCUUCUAUGGAGGUCUGAAAAUGGUGGGUCUCUCUCAAUUUAUCAUCUCUCUCACCCCACCAGAUCAAUCUGGUCAACCAUCCCAGGCCAAGCUUUCGUAUCUGCAGCAAUGGUGGAAACUGAGGUGGAAGAAAGUCGAGGCUCGUUUGCUGUGAAAGAUGGGGCUGUUCAUUUGGUUUGUAAUCAUCAAACAAUUGAUGAUAUCAAGGAGAUCAAUGGUUGGGAUCAUGAGUUGGAGGUUAAAGAUCACCAUUUUCCAUCUGGGUAUUUGGGAUUAGACCAGAAAAGCCAUCAGAAAGAUACUAAGUUCCCUAUGUUGCUCAUCAAUGGCAGAAUAUUCAAUACCAAGAAGAAGAUGAUGAUGAAGAAGAAGAAGAACAGGCUUCAAGAAACUGGUUUCAAUGGUGAUAUAAAAUGCAACUCAAAAGUUCUUCCUGCUUCUGCAAGGUAUUGGGUAUUGUUUGAACAGAAAAACAGCAGCCAAAUUGGAUUUCAAGUGAUGCUUGGCCAACCCAGCUAUGAAUAUCGCCAAAUGACUCAUUCAAGAGGGGGAUUCAGCAGGCUUAAGUUUCGAUUGCAUCGGCUGAGGAAACGGAAAUUUGAAUGGUAUUGGUCUUUGCCAAAACUGAAAGGGUUUGUCAGAGUUUCUUCUUCAGAAGAGGAAAUGGAAGUCUUGAGAGCAGCUGAGGAAUUUGGAGAAUUCAACAGGGUAUUCUUGACCUAUUCAAGUGAAGAGAAAGAAAGAUUCUUUGGUUUUGGAGAGCAAUUCUCUCAUAUGGACUUCAAGGGAAAAAGAGUGCCAAUCUUUGUUCAAGAACAGGGUAUUGGUCGAGGAGAUCAACCUAUCACUUUUGCAGCUAAUCUAGUUAGUUACAGGGCUGGAGGCGAUUGGAGUACUACAUAUGCUCCAUCUCCAUUUUACAUGACAUCCAAAAUGAGGUCUCUGUACCUUGAAGGAUAUGAGUACUCUGUAUUUGAUCUGACAAAGAAUGAUAGAGUUCAGAUUCAGAUUCAUGGCAAUUCAAUUCAAGGAAGGAUAUUGCAUGGGAACUCACCUUCAGAGCUUAUUGAACGUUUCACUGAGACCAUUGGGAGGCCUCCAGAGCUUCCUGGAUGGAUAAUAUCAGGUGCUGUAGUAGGGAUGCAGGGUGGCACUGAUGCCGUACGCAAAAUCUGGAACGAUCUAAAGGCUCAUGAAGUUCCCAUUUCUGCAUUUUGGUUGCAGGACUGGGUGGGGCAGAGAGAAACAGUAAUUGGAUCACAACUGUGGUGGAACUGGGAAGUUGACACAACAAGGUACUUUGGAUGGAAACAAUUAAUUAAAGAUCUUGGUGCUUGGCAUAUAAAAGUAAUGACAUACUGCAAUCCCUGCCUAGCUCCGACUGAUGAGAAGCAGAACAGAAGGAGAAACCUUUAUGAGGAAGCAAAGGCGUUGGGGAUCUUAGUAAAGAAGAAGAAUGGAGAACCCUACAUGGUUCCCAACACAGCUUUUGAUGUGGGAAUGUUGGAUCUUACUCACCCAAAUACUUCCAGUUGGUUCAAGGAAAUUCUUCAAGAAAUGGUGGAUGAUGGUGUGAGAGGAUGGAUGGCUGAUUUUGGCGAAGGCUUGCCCAUAGAUGCCACCCUCUAUUCAGGUGAUGAUCCUAUUACUGCACAUAACAGAUACCCAGAAAUAUGGGCGCAGAUUAACAGAGAAUUUGCAGAUGAAUGGAAAAGUAAACUUGUUGGUAAGGAGAAAGAAGACCCACAAGAGGCCUUAGUUUUCUUCAUGAGAGCUGGUUUCAGAAACAGUCCUAAAUGGGGGAUGCUAUUUUGGGAAGGAGACCAAAUGGUAAGUUGGCAAGCCAAUGAUGGGAUAAAGAGUGCCGUCACCGGCCUUCUGAGCAGUGGACUUUCAGGGUAUGCUUUUAAUCACAGUGAUAUAGGAGGGUACUGUGCAGUAAAUUUACCGUUCAUCAAAUACCGAAGAAGUGAGGAACUGCUUCUACGAUGGAUGGAGUUAAAUGCCUUUACCACUGUUUUCAGAACCCACGAAGGAAACAAACCAUCCUGCAACAGCCAAUUCUACUCAAACGACCGAACAUUGUCGCAGUUUGCUCGCUUUGCCAAGGUCUAUAGUGCUUGGAAGUUUUACAGAAUCCAACUUGUGAAGGAAGCAGCUCAAAGGGGCCUACCCAUAUGCCGCCACCUAUUUGUUCACUACCCAGAAGAUGAGUAUGUGCUUACAUUGGGUCACCAGCAGUUUUUGGUUGGUUCUGAGAUCCUAGUUGUGCCUGUCCUUGACAAAGGAAAGAACAAUGUCAAAGCUUACUUUCCUUUGAAUGAAAGUUCUUCAUGGCAACAUAUAUGGACAGGGGAGGUACAUGCUAAACCAGGCUGCGAAAUUAAAGUAGAUGCUCCAGUUGGCUAUCCAGCUGUGUUUAUCAAGGUUGGCUCCGUUGUAGGGGAAACCUUCAUUAGAAACCUGAAAAUUUUCAACAUUCUUUAAGAAAUUGACCCUUAAAAUUGGGGGUUGCUUACCGUUCA
Benincasa hispida (wax gourd) is the source of this 2866-nucleotide messenger RNA. RefSeq lists its product as uncharacterized. Gene Ontology annotation, molecular function: carbohydrate binding; hydrolase activity, hydrolyzing O-glycosyl compounds. NCBI's taxonomy places the organism in Eukaryota, Viridiplantae, Streptophyta, Magnoliopsida, Cucurbitales, Cucurbitaceae. The record is from RefSeq and is a predicted model, not a curated record. Gene Ontology annotation, biological process: carbohydrate metabolic process.